AUGUCUGUCAAAAUCAAAAAGCCAGAAGACCUACUGCCAUUAAUAACUUCACCACUUCCGAAAUCUCGAUUCACAUUCAAAAAUUUACGCGAUUUAAACAAUCCCAAAUACGCGUAUUUACUGCCGUUAUCGACAAUUGCUCUAGUUGAUUUAAAUGCCUUUUUCGCUCAAGUGGAGACCAUUCGUUUGGGUCUUACGGAAGAUGACCCAGUGGUAUGUCAGCAAUGGAAAGCCAUCAUUGCUGUCAGUUACGCAGCACGUAAAUAUGGAAUCAAUAGAAUGGAUACGGUGGCAUCAGCAAGGGAAAAAUGUCCCAAUGUAGUAUGUGCUCAUGCUGGUGUUUACAAAAAGGGAAGUAAAAAUUGGACAUAUGAAGAAGGCCAGCCUGAUCCGGCUCAUCAUAAGGUUAGUUUGGAUAAUUAUCGACGUGAAAGUCGGAAAAUUAUCCGACUUAUCCAGAGCAAAUUUGAUUUUGUGGAAAAGGCAAGUGUUGAUGAAAGUUAUAUUGACUUGGGAAGACCCGUUUAUGGAACCCUUUUGGAAAAGUUUCCUCAGUUGAAAUGUCGUAUUUCUGAUGCUAGUGACGACGAGGUACUACCGAGUAUCCCUGAUAAGCUCCCGCAAGAUAUACAAUGGUAUGGAACUAUCAUUGAGUCAGAAAAGGAACUCGCUGACCCUCAAGAUAUACAGGCGCCGCAGAUUUUUGACUGGGAUGAUGUCGUACUCGCUAUUGGCUCAGAAUUGUUAUUGGACCUACGACAAUCAAUCCAUGAUGAGUUGGGAUACACUACAUCAGCAGGCUUAGCGAGAAACAAACUAGUUGCAAAAUUGAGUGGUGGGUUUAAGAAACCUGAUGAUCAAACAAUUGUAAGAAACUGCGCCUUGAACCGGUUCCUAAACAAUUUCGAAUUGACUGAUGUUACUGGUAUGGGUGGUAAAUUGGGUGAACAAUUGAUUAAUAGAUUUGGUGUUCCACCUGAUAGGAAUUCAAUUGCAUUCAUUAGAGAAAAUUAUAGUUUAUCCCUGGUUAAAGAAGAAAUCAAAGAGGAUCCAGACUUGGCUUUAAAGUUGUACAAGAUUGUUCGAGGAUUACACCCAUCUGAAUUGACCGAUAGAGUUGAAAUCAAAUCAAUGAUGUCAACUAAAAAUUUCCUUGGAACCAGGAACUGGACAUUGGCCGAUGCUUAUGAUUGGUUGACUGUAUUUUCAGGUGAUUUAAGUAACAGGUUAACCGAUUUAGAUAACGAAUCAAUGGAGUUAUCAUUGACAAAAAUGUCAAAUAAGGAAAAGGGAGUUAUACGAAGACCAAAAACUAUUACAAUUGGUGUGCGCUCAGCAUCAUUUGUAAGACAAACAAGACAAAUGCCAAUACUGUUUCAUAAAGAAAUUGAUAAAAUGAGAGAAUCAAUUAAAAACUGUGGAUUUCAACUACUUCGUGAGUACUUGGAACAUAAUUCAAAUAUCACCAUACUUAAUGGAGGCAAAUCUGCACGAGAAUUGUACAAUAGUGACCCAAAAUUGGUGAGGAUAAUGGAUAUGCAUAAUUUGUCAUUAACAAUAUCCAAUUUUGUUGCUUUAAAUGAUUCAGCAUUGAUUGAAUCGUUUGCGAAAAGGGGAAAGUCACGAGCAGAUAGAGAAUUGAUGGAAAUCAAUGCUUCAUAUAAGAAAAGGAAAACUGAGGCGGGGACCAAAAUAGUUCUUUCGAAGAAAUCAAAUCCUAUUACACUAGAACAGAAAGAAACAAUAUCAAAGUUAUUUCAAGACUAUGAACGAAGCAAUACACUGGAAUCUACAACUAAAGCAACUUCAAAUUCGAAAUCACGCAAGAAUGUAAGUCCACCAAACCAACCCGCCAAAAAAGACAUUUUCCAAACUUUACAAAAGAAACCUGCAAAUUUACUUGAUUCCCUAAUACAAGAUAUGUAUUGUCCUCGUUGCAAGACUUCAAUUCAAGACCCAGUAGAACACAACGAUUUUCAUAUUGCUUUGGAUUUAUCAGAAAAAUGGAAUAACUGA
Molecule: messenger RNA, 2016 nt
Organism: Lodderomyces orthopsilosis Co 90-125
Lineage: Eukaryota; Fungi; Ascomycota; Pichiomycetes; Serinales; Debaryomycetaceae
Gene: RAD32
Product: DNA-directed DNA polymerase eta
Exons: 1
Coding region: 1-2016 (671 amino acids)
Biological process (GO): error-prone translesion synthesis; response to radiation
Cellular component (GO): nucleus; replication fork; site of double-strand break
Molecular function (GO): DNA-directed DNA polymerase activity; damaged DNA binding
Source: RefSeq, a predicted model, not a curated record